Emericellopsis cladophorae is the source of this 1077-nucleotide messenger RNA. Its product is annotated as glucosamine-6-phosphate isomerase. The record is from RefSeq and is a predicted model, not a curated record. Gene Ontology annotation, molecular function: glucosamine-6-phosphate deaminase activity; identical protein binding. The transcript is spliced from 3 exons. Gene Ontology annotation, biological process: D-glucosamine catabolic process; N-acetylglucosamine catabolic process; N-acetylneuraminate catabolic process. Gene Ontology annotation, cellular component: cytoplasm. Lineage: Eukaryota; Fungi; Ascomycota; Sordariomycetes; Hypocreales; Bionectriaceae. Bases 1 to 1077 code for a protein of 358 amino acids.
AUGAGACUCAUCAUCCGUGACGAUGCCGAGGCGUCGAGUGCCUACGUCGCACAGUAUGUCGUUGAUCGUAUCAAGGCGUUCAACCCGUCUCCUCAGAACCCCUUUGUGUUGGGCUUGCCCACCGGGUCAAGCCCUCUCAUCGUCUACCGCAUGCUCGUGGAGAAGUACAAGGCUGGUCAUAUCUCCUUUGAGAAUGUCGUCACCUUCAACAUGGACGAGUACGUAGGGAUCCCGCGCGACCAUCCCGAGUCAUACCACUCCUUUAUGUGGAAGCACUUCUUCUCCCACGUCAACAUCCACCCAUCCAACGUGCACAUCCUCAACGGCAACGCCCCGAACCUCGAGGCUGAAUGCAUUGCCUACGAGGAGGCCAUCAAAGCUGUCGGCGGCAUUGACCUCUUCCUUGCUGGUAUUGGUGACGACGGCCACAUUGCCUUCAACGAGCCCGGCUCGAGCUUGGCGAGCCGCACGCGGGUGAAGACACUUGCGUACGACACAAUCCUAGCCAACUCGAGAUUCUUCGACAACGAUGUCAACAAGGUACCUCGCAUGGCCUUGACCGUUGGCGUGCAGACGGUGCUCGAGGCACGCGAGGUGGUCGUCAUCAUCCUCGGCCAACGCAAGUCGCUGGCGCUGCAGAGAUGUAUCGAGCAAGGGGUAAACCACAUGUGGACACUGUCGAGCCUUCAGCUGCACCCCCAUCCCAUGAUCGUCGUGGAUGAGGACGCGACCGCAGAGCUGCAAGUCAAGACCGUCAAGUACUUCAAAAGCAUCGAAAAGGUGGCGCUCGAGCAAGGUUUCGAGCAAAUACUGCCUUCCAAGGUGCGCACCGGUAAUGCUGCCAGCGUCCCCCAGACCCGUGUGGAUGAGGUCUCGUCGCCCACAAUCCUGGCACCACAGCCCACAACGUCGUGCUUGCUUCGCGCGACACCGGCGACCGAGUACCCCGUGCGGUCUGUUUCACCAGAGCUUGUGCCCGACAGGAUGGCCUCGAGGAUACCAGAGCCGGCGCUGAACAACCGGUUGACACCCAACCCUGAUCAGCAGGUGUUGAGGCCGGCGGGCAUUGCUGCUUAG